Molecule: messenger RNA, 4326 nt
Organism: Microbotryum saponariae
Lineage: Eukaryota; Fungi; Basidiomycota; Microbotryomycetes; Microbotryales; Microbotryaceae
Source: the annotation of a GenBank genome assembly
AUGGCCGUGUGUGCCCACUGCAAGGCUCGACACUGGGAGUGCAAAGGACGAACCGGACACUUCAGCACGUGCUGCUUGCAGGGUAAGGUGCAGCUACCUCCUCUCUCUGGCCCAAUCCCGAGUAUCAAUAGCUACUUGAAGGCUCGGAUAGCGGUCAGUUGCUCCGUCCAACGACAUUCGUCUGUAGUAGGCCCACAUGCUGAACUGUGCGACCCACCUACACAGAAGCUAAGGCAUUCUGGCGUUCCGCGAGAAUGCCCGGUCGUACAACAACGCACUGUCUUUCACUUUGCUUGCUGCUCACUUCAACCAGAUACGACUCGGCACUUUAGGACCCCCGUGUUCGCGUGUUCGGUCACCUCUAUCAUCGACUCGGUGCCCUGAUCCCCGCCGUGAAUCAACGCCCAGCCUUUGCUCAGACAUGGCUCAUCGACCCGGUCGAGGCCACCGACACUCGACUUGGACCCAACAGCCCAGACCGUCGCAUACAAAGAUCUACGUUGACCAAGCUCGAGUCCAAGUUGCGUACCAACAAUCGCUUUGUGAGGCUGUUUGCAUUGACCAAAGCUCGUGCAGGUUGGGAUACGGCCAAAUAGUGGAUCCUGCGCCUUUGCCUCCCGCCAGGCUGAGACCGACGCACCCACAACCUUCCUACGUCGAGCACGGAAAUGGCGAUACUCAUCUGCGAUUCCGACACCAACACGGGAGAUCGUGGACGUCAAGACCUUAUUCUCCAGGUGCACGGUGAUCGAUGUCCCGAGGGUCGGCCCAAAUACCAAGUUGUUAGCUCGCUCCAUCCGUCCGCAAUGCCUCUCCGUUACCCACUACUUUUUCCCAGCUUCUGGGGUGGGUUGCUACGCAUUCUGCUUGACAAGCUCGGCAUCGAGGAUACCGACGUCGAUCCGUCGACGUUCACUCCGGAGCAGCUGACUAUGGGGCUCCCCCUUUUGCGGGGUCGUGGGAGAACGACCUCGAAAUGGAUGUGGGUUCGGCUGGCCUGCGCGAUCAGCUUCCAGCGGCUGCACCUGCUCCGCUGGCGCGUUCAUCAGCGGUUCGAGCUGGACAACGUCAUGGCCCCUCCCUCGCUUCCCAGUGCGCUCAGAGCGUUCGAGCGAGAUUUUCUCUCUCGAGCGGGUUUUGUGCCUGGGGUUCGAGAUUGGGAGGUGUGAUGACCGAGUUAAGUCCUUCCUUCCCAUUUUCCUCCCCUCCUUUCCUCCCUUCCUUUUCGGUCAGAAGCUGACUGUCUUGAAACUUGUUGCGCAGUGGAAGGCUGCGCACCUCUCCCUCUCUCUACUUUGUGCAGUAGCGGUUUUCGUUCUUGGAUGGAUCGGCAAGCCGGGUCGAUCGUCGUUGCGUUGGAGGCUUUGUGAAGUUCUCCCCUCUCUUUCCCCUUUCUCCCUUCCCUUCCUCUUCUCGUUCCUGUUGCUCGGUUGUUGACUACGCUUCAGCCACUUCUCCUUUUAUUCCUAAGCCGUGUGUUGGAUUCCGUCGAAUAGAUCGUUCGUUCGCGUUGGUCAAGAUCUACGGCAUGGAUCGGGAAGAAAGGUCACUCGUUUUUUUGGUCAAUAUCCUCGCGUCAAGGCGAGGCUUGUUUCGUUGUAUUGGAUCGUUUUCGCUCCGCCCUGACGGCUCAACAGCCAGCACUCGAGACUCAGCCAAGGGAGGACAUCAGGCGCUGUCGGGGUGACGAGUAGCUGGGGCUUGGCUGUGGCCUGUCAGUCCCUGGGGACCUCUAGCUCUGGCUUCGACCCCCUCCCUUGGCCCCUCGGGUGUGUUCCCCUCCUCCUCCCCUCCUCUCUGUCUUAGUAUUCCUGGUUCUCCGUGUUUCCAGUCGUGACUUUUUGAAUAUUCUCCCCCUUUCUUUCUCUAGGCGCUCUUGCCUGGUUUUCGAGUAUCUUCGCUCUCGCUCUUGGGACGUGAAGCGGCAGCAGUACUCACCGCCCGUUGGAGUCCGCGUUAGGUGCUCGGCGAGUUUUGAUCUGCACAGCGCUCUUUGCGCGCAGGGGUUUGACUUUCACCCAAUUGCUUGCCGUCGUUGCUUUAUAACCUCUUUUAGCUCUUUUUCUAGCGGUCCCAGCCAACCCAAAGGAUUGCAAUUUAUGAGCCCCAAAAAACAAAAAACAACAACAACCCAACCAACACCAACAACACCGACAACGACACUUCCGAGGUUGUGGCCCCUAGCCGCGCCCUCGGAACCGACCAACUCGAAUCGCGGAACCGAUUUGCGGGGCUCGAGGUCGAAGGAGGACAGGAGGAGGAUGCAGGAAAGGAGGGCGAGGAAAAGGAGCAGGUCGAAGAAGGAGACGAGGAUACGGGCGCCAAGGCGGACAACGAGGAUUCGGACUCGGAUGGGAACGCCAGAGCGGGCAUCGACAAGGCGGGAGGCGACGACAAGGACGACAACGAGGACGAACAGGACGACAGCUCGGAGGGAAGCGAACAAAGGGAGGACGAAGGAAACGAUGGGGAUGACGUGAUGAAAGAUGGAGCAGAGGAGGAGGACGAAGGGACGGAGACGGAGGUGGAAGAAGAGGUCGAGCAGGAACAGGGGGUACAGGACGACAGCAUCAUGAUCAUCGACGACGACCAAACGACGAUCACCACGGUUUCCCGCGAGUCGACUCCUCGGAGUCCCUCGUGGCCUCCACUAUCUCCUGAGACGUUGGCAAAGUCGCUGCGCGAGGGUGCGGAGUGGGACCGAGCUAACGCCGAAGCUGCUGCACGUGUCCAAGCAGAAAAGGAGGCGAUCAUCAACACCCAACUCGACACGGAGGAACCGCUCGUUCGCCACCAAUUUGCAGAGUGGGGUCGGGAAGAUGGACAACUGCGAUUCAUCAACAUUUGUGGCACCGGCUCCGGGUCGAACAAGAAGAUGAAGAGGUCGCAAACGGUGGCCGAUCUCAGCGAUCCGAGCGACGACCCGGUCGAUAUCAAGCGCGUUCUGAACAGGGUCAAAGGUCGAGCAGGAAAGGAGGUAGCGGGUCAGGGGAAGAGGGUGACGAGGUCGAUGUCGGCGGUGGCGGCGAUGCAGGUCAAGGGGGCCAAGGCGAAAGCGGAGAAGGGUAAAGGGGUGGAGGAGGAGAAGCGCUGGUCCGACCACGAGCCCGAGGAUGACAUUCUCCCUGAAUUCCCACUCUUUGAGGACGACACUACCGCCAAGAGCACGUCUACAUCGUCUACCCAAUAAUGAUCAAGCACACCAUCACCAGCUGGAACGUGAGGAGGUGCAUGGGGAUCCCGGAAAAGCGACGCAACAUUUACACCUAUUUAUCAACAUUCAAAGCAUCCGCCAUUCUACUACAAGAACACUUCAUCAAACCGGAACUCUGGCAAUGUAUCAAGGACGAGUACGAGGGCAAGGUCUUCAUCAGCAAACACUGUCUGACUCUGAUUCCCGCCGACUCGCCCCUGAUCGACACCGAGAUUUUGCGCACCCACUCGGCACUCGACGGACGAAUCCUGGUCACCUCCUUUCGACUUCGAGGCGACAUCCGGAUACUCGAGAUCAACAACAUUUACGCACCAGUCGAUACAAAACAACGACUCACAUUCUUUGACAAACUACAUUUCCACAGGACGCAGAGCACCCACCUUCGACUCCUCGGCGGCGAUCUCAACGACUGCCCGCUGCCGGCAAUCGAUCGGCGGAACCAAGGUCGGCACGGCCAUCACUGGCCGAUCCUGAUCGGCAAGCUCGACUCGCCCUACACCGACUGCAUACGAUUCAAACACCCGCUCACACCAUCUUUCACUCGACCCAACAUCGUCCGCAAGCGACCAAAGUCCUUUUCACGACUUGACUACUUCCUUCUGCAGCGCACCCACCAAAAGCGACUCGUCCAAGCCUCGACGAUCUACGACCACCCCAAGGACCUUUCGGAUCACCGACCGGUCUCGAUCGUCCUAGUUCUCUCGGAUGAGCGAGGAGACGCGGCUCAACCCAACAACAGUUUACCAACGACAUCAAACCAAUUACAUCGUAUCAACGCGGAGACCUUCAAGACGGCGGAGUUCCAGGGGAUGUUGGAAGGAUGGUUGGAAGGAGCGAGUGGGGAGGAACCGGUGGGGGAGCUCGAGGUGGUGCUGGGGAACUGCGCAAAGGAGGGUCGGGAGCUGGCGAGGAGGGAGCAUCGGGAGCGGGUGGAGCGGAUGGCGGUCUUGGUGGGAAGGGUGCAGGAUCUGGAGGUGUUGCCGGUGAUGGGGGACGAGGAGACGGCCAAAUGGACGCGGACGAUGGAGGAACUUAGGCGAGCGGUCAACUUGCGCGCGCGCCAACUUCGGAUCCGAGCCCACGUACCCGAAAUCACUACCGAGGAACUGUAG